Messenger RNA from Exophiala xenobiotica, 1194 nucleotides. RefSeq lists its product as uncharacterized. The transcript has 3 exons. Bases 1 to 1194 code for a protein of 397 amino acids. Lineage: Eukaryota; Fungi; Ascomycota; Eurotiomycetes; Chaetothyriales; Herpotrichiellaceae. Gene Ontology annotation, biological process: peptidyl-glutamate ADP-deribosylation. The record is from RefSeq and is a predicted model, not a curated record.
AUGUCGAAGCCUACAAUGACGGAUCACGAAUGCAUGAAAUUCUAUGCGGUCCUAGGACUACCUGCCGACGCAACUCUGGACGAUCUCGACGAGCGGUAUCUCCAACUGACUUCACAUUGGAGCUCGCCGAAUGCUGCAAAGUCGAAAGAUGAGGGUGUGAAAAAGCAGAAAUUGGUUGACGAAGCAUAUCACCUCCUUCUGCCUAGAUUCAUCGACAUGCGGAAGGAGAUUCCUGGUCAGGUCAAAGAAGAGUAUACCAUCCGACAAGUCAUGAAUGGCCAGGACCGCAUCCAGUUACCGAGCACGGAUGAAAAUGAUCUUUGGCUCCCACCACCGAGCAGUCGCUCCUCUUCCGAAGGAUCAGCACCACCAGGCUCAGACGGUGCCGACAGCGAUCCCGGCAGUCCACCUUCGUUUUGCAUAUACGAGGUCAAAGGCGACAUUCUCGACGCUCCAGACAGAGCAGUGGUCGUCCACUCGGUGAAUUGUCAAGGUGUUUGGGGAUAUGGGUUUGCAGCCGGACUGAAGAAGGCAUUUCCACAAGCUUACAAGGUGUACCGAUCCCAUUGCCUACAAGCGCGAAAUCCUUAUGAUCUGAUCGGAACGUGUCUUCUGAUCCCGCCACAGCCCGUGGACUAUUCGCAAAAGAUGCGACGCAUCCUAGAUAAGUCGGAUUCAACAAGUACUCUCACCCCGAAGGCCACGGUGUUUGAAAGACGUCGCUGGAUUGCAUGCUUGUUCACGAGCGUCGGUUAUGGCAAACCCAACAUGGCCGCCAACAAUCCUGGCAGAGAUUCGACAGAGCGUAUCCUGAAGAGUACUGGUCAUGCGCUGGAAGAUUUGAGGACCCAGCUAGAAGAUUUUGGGCCUUCCAGAUUCGAUCAAUGGACAAGUUGGGAAAUGGACGACGACAAGCCGGGAGAGGUUUGGAGCGUUAAGUUCAACAGCGGCGCGUUCGGGGUCAGAUGGGAAGAAACGCUUGAAGUCCUACAAGCAGAGUUCUGCAAUUUCGAGAGACCCUGGUUUGUGGUGGAGAAACCUGAGGUCACCGAAACUGAAGGAAUCAGCGGUAUUGAGGAAGAUGAGUCCGAGCCAAGUCGCGGAACCGACCGCCCCAGGCUUCGACUAUCACUCAAAGUCGAUGGUCGAAUUAGGCUACCGUCUACACCGGCAAAUGGGGCUGCAGAGGAGUAG